AUGUUACAAGACAUGCCAGAGAUUCCCAUCGAUGACUUUGAUGAGGAACAAUCAACACAAGAAACAUCAACAAACUUUGACAGAAGCAAGACAAAUAAGAAGAAGAAACUUCAUGAUAGAGAUGUCUAUCAACUCGUUGCCAAGUAUCCGAGUGCUAAAGAGAAGUCAUCUGGAGGUGGUUCUAAUAGGAGAUGGGUUGAGGGAGUGACAAUGGUUUUUGCUCAGGAGAAGAUUGAUGGUUCUCAACUCUCUGUUAAACGAAUGUAUAAGGAUGAGAUGGAAUUGGUGGAGAAGAAUAGUUGUUGUGGAAGGGAUGAUGAUGAUGAGGAGGAAGGAGAUUCGGAAAAUGUAGUGGAAACACCAAGUUCUCUUCCAGAAUUUGUAAAGGACACUGAUAGAGAAACACAACUUGUGUUUAGGUCAAAGAGAGGUCCAAUUGGUUGUGAUACUUUCUUUGGAGAUGCUGUUCGUUCAGUUUCGACACUUGCUGAUUUAUUGAGGCCGAAUUGGACCUAUAGAGGUGAAACUGUAACACGAUUGAGACAUACUAGAAUUUUAUAUGGUAGAAUUCCAAAACAUUCAUUUGUGUUAUUCGAAAUUCAAAAUGAAAAGGGCCACUAUUUGCCUCCAAAUUUAAUUCAAGAAGAAGCUGAAAGAAUUGGUUUUGAAUAUUCUCAAAUUUUAUAUCAAGGCAUUCUGGAUUUUAAGAAAUUGAAAGAAGUUGCAAAUAAUUCCAAAUCUCAACUUGGUGGUUUUGCAAUGAUUGAAGGUAUUGUGACAAAAAUGUACAAAAAUGGUAAAAUGUCAUCCUUCAAAUUAGUUGCCAAACAAUACAAGGAAACAAAAACCAAGAAAAUCAUGAAGAUUAAUGAAUUCUCAGAAUUAGAUAAGAAAUUAAAAGUAAUUGCAAAGGGAGUGUGCACUAGGUCAAGAUGGGAAAAGGCAAUUUUCAGAUUUUUGGAAAAUGGAGGUGAGAAAAAGGAUUCAGAUUUGGGAGGUAAAAUUUCUCUUGAAAUUAAGAACGAUAUCAUGAAGGAAGAAACGGAAACAGUUAUUCGAUUGUUGAAAGAGAAUGAUAUUGAGUACACUGAUACCAUUCUCAAUGUUAUUCUGGAACAUGCAGUGGAUGGAGCCAAAGAUUGGGCCAAAGAUUUUGUCAAAAACCUCGACAAUGUCUAAUUCUUCCAAUAAAUUCACAUCCUAAACU
This is a messenger RNA of Naegleria gruberi, 1207 nucleotides long. RefSeq lists its product as uncharacterized. The record is from RefSeq and is a predicted model, not a curated record. Lineage: Eukaryota; Heterolobosea; Eutetramitea; Acrasida; Naegleriidae. The transcript has a single exon. Bases 1 to 1179 code for a protein of 392 amino acids.